Diospyros lotus (date-plum) is the source of this 822-nucleotide messenger RNA. Its product is annotated as pentatricopeptide repeat-containing protein At4g28010-like. The transcript has a single exon. Lineage: Eukaryota; Viridiplantae; Streptophyta; Magnoliopsida; Ericales; Ebenaceae. The coding region runs from base 1 to 822 and encodes 273 amino acids. The record is from RefSeq and is a predicted model, not a curated record. Gene Ontology annotation, molecular function: protein binding.
AUGGUUGUGGAUGGGAACAUCUGUGACAACGUAGCUUAUACUUCGCUGAUUCAGGGUUGUCUAAAGGAAGGGAAUGUUGAGAAAGCUAUGGGGUUUUGGAAACAGGUGCUCCAAUCAGGGCUAACUCCAGAUUCAUUCAUGUAUAGUGUUAUGAUAAAUGGAUUCUGUAAAUUGCAUAUGGCUAAUAUAGCAAUAGGGAUUCUUAUAAAAAUGAGAGCUUGUGGGCUUUACCCUACCAUGUUUAGCUACAAUCAACUGAUAGCAACUCUGUGCAAAGAAGGCAACUUGGUGCAGGCAAGAGGACUGUUUGAUGAGAUGAGGAGUUUGGGCUGCGAACCUGAUGUUGUGUCAUUUAAUAUAAUAAUUGACGCAACUCUGAAAGCAGAGGAUAUUCAAUCUGCCAAAGAAGUACUUGAAGACAUGCUUCAAAGGGGUUUGGCCCCUGAUGCUGUGACCUUUUCCAUAUUAAUAAAUAGGUUUUGCAGGGCUGGCCAGUUGGAUGAUGCUAAGAGUGUUCUGGAGAAAAUGAUUGCACAUGGCUUUAAACCAGAUGCCUACGUAUUUGAUUCUCUUCUUAAGGGUUUUUAUUCAUGGGGUGAAAAGGAAGAAAUCAUCCGCCUGCUUCAUAAAAUGCCUGCUCUGGGUGCUUUUCUCGACCCAAUAAUAACUUCAACCAUCUUGACGUGUCUUACCUCUGAAGAUCUCAAAGAUCCCGAUGUUGUAGAGCUUUUGUCAAGUUUUCCUCAGCAAACUUCACGGAAGGAUAAAGUAUCACACGAAACUCCAAAAAUUCAUCCUAGCCAAAAGCUAAGCCCUGCCUGA